This is a messenger RNA of Aspergillus thermomutatus, 1065 nucleotides long. RefSeq names its product mitochondrial 54S ribosomal protein uL24m. The transcript is spliced from 2 exons. NCBI's taxonomy places the organism in Eukaryota, Fungi, Ascomycota, Eurotiomycetes, Eurotiales, Aspergillaceae. Gene Ontology annotation, molecular function: RNA binding; structural constituent of ribosome. Gene Ontology annotation, biological process: translation. Gene Ontology annotation, cellular component: mitochondrion; ribosome. The record is from RefSeq and is a predicted model, not a curated record. The coding region runs from base 1 to 1065 and encodes 354 amino acids.
AUGCAGAAAAUUAUCCGCAGGACAGCCUUAGCGAGGAAUCAGGCUCAGCGAAAGGCAGUUCGAGCGGCCAAGGAUGCCGAGCGUGAAGAAUUCAAAGAUGCGUUGAGACAGCGCUUCGCCUUUAACCGCAUAGAACUCGACAAUAUCCGCGCCGAGAGAUUACGACGCCGUGAAGACUGGAUGCGAGGACCUCUCGCUCCAAAGCGUGAUGCGGGCCUUGAUGGAAAGACUUUUGGUUCUCUGAGCCCACAGGCGAUGAAUCCUCCGACCAUUCCCAAGCACUUGCGCAGAAAGUACAUCAACGUCGCUGCGGGAGACCGGGUGUGUAUCAUGAAGGGCAGAGACAAGGGCAAGAUCGGCGAGGUCAUUAAGGUGGAUCCAAACAAUGAGACUGUGAUGGUCAAGGACCUCAACAUGGCCGACGUGCAUUUCCCCGAGUGGUUGAACGAGCAGUACGGAAACAAGACCCCCUUCAACUCAGUAAACCUGCCAAUCUCGCUUGAUGAUGUCCGACUCGUGGUCGCUCUUGAUGACCCGGAGACGGGCAUCACGCGGGACGUCUUGGUUGAGCACGUUUAUGGAGGAGAGCCCAUACUCGAGAGAGAAUACGGCACAGACACGCCGAAACACACCAGAUAUAUUGCUGGCGAAAACAUAGAGAUUCCAUGGCCCCGCAGCGAACCCGCCACAAUGAAAGAUGAAGAAUGGGACACACUCCGUAUGGAAGUUGAGACGCCGACAUGGAUUCCUUCAUUGCACAACGCCCCGUUCCCUCCUAGCGUCCUCGACGAGCUCCGCAACCCAUUCUCCAAGUACCGGACGAGGCACGACCCUGAAUGGGUUGAAUCGAAGAAGAUGGAGGACCUCAGAAGGGAGUAUCUUCAAAGCAGGUCUUUGAUGACACCCAAGGGCGAACUCCUCGCCAUGUUGCGGGCUAAGAAGGCCGAGCGUAUGAGCGCCAGACGGGACGCCGACGGAAAUUUUAUCAUGGACGACCAGACGGCUGGUUUCAUUGAGAAUUUCAUGAAGCAGAAUGCGGCGAAGAAAGCUGGGUCUUCUGCCUAG